Molecule: messenger RNA, 3185 nt
Organism: Uloborus diversus
Lineage: Eukaryota; Metazoa; Arthropoda; Arachnida; Araneae; Uloboridae
Product: acetoacetyl-CoA synthetase-like
Exons: 18
Coding region: 163-2247 (694 amino acids)
Biological process (GO): lipid metabolic process
Cellular component (GO): cytosol
Molecular function (GO): acetoacetate-CoA ligase activity
Source: RefSeq, a predicted model, not a curated record
AGAAUGAGCUGAGAUUGGUGGCGCCCUCGGCGGGCCCUUUUCAAAAAGGAGAGCGAGAGGUUUCAAAAGAAGGCGAAUCGGAAGGAAAGUUUCAUUUUGAUAUCGCUUGGCGGAAGUAUCUUGUCAGCAGGGAUUUAUUUCUCCACUCGUUCUCUCAGGAAGAUGAUUCGAAUCCAACAGGUGAAGCCCUACACCAACAGCAGCCAUGCAUCAAACCGAAUCAAGCCCAACAAAGCAAAAGGCAAAAAAGGUCUUGUGGAUAUCAUCUCUGCUGGCACGAAACAAGUAUGGAAUCGAAAGUUUCCUAACACACAGAUGGAAAAAUUGAAAGCUGUCAUCAAAGAUAAAUACGGAGUAAAAUUUGAUACAUACUGGGAUUUCCACGAAUGGUCCGUUCAGAACUAUGCUCAGUUUUGGGAAGAGGUGUGGAAUUUCUACGGAAUCGUUUGUUCGAAACCAUAUGAAGUGCCGGCGAAGAAGUGUGGGGAGAGGAUUGUAGAUAUCGAGUGGUUCAGUGGAGCAAAGAUGAAUUAUGCAGAAAAUAUUCUCCGAUACAGAGACGAUACCAUUGCUCUCAUUUGCGUCGACGAAGACGGCAAUGAAGAACAGAUAACUUACGCCGAGAUGUACGAAGAAGUGAAACUGUACGCAGCAGCUUUCAAAAGAAAUGGAUUGAAGGAAGGAGAUCGUGUUGCAUGUUAUAUGUCCAACAGAAAAGAAGCCAUUUUCGCCAUGCUAGCAGCCACUAGCAUGGGUGCAAUAUUCGGUGGUCCUCUGCCAUUUUAUGGAGCGAAGGCUGUGGCAACCAUCAUGCAAAUCAUGAAUCCAAAAUUCCUCAUUACUGUGGACAGAUUCCAGUUCAACAAGGAAGAAAACAAUAUCCUUGAACGGUUGCCAGAAAUCGUUAAUGGAACCGAUUCAUUCCAGAAAGUCGUGAUAAUUCCAACAACAGAUGAUUCUGAAUUGAAAGACAUCAGUCAAGUAAAUAACAGUGUGUUUUUGAAAGAUUUCUUACAAGAUGGUCUCACACCCAAUGGGGAAGUUCCGGACUUGGUCUUCAAGCAAUUUCCUUGCAGCCAGCCAGUCUUUAUCAACUUUACAUCCGGGACCACUGGUCUGCCCAAAGGCCUUGUACACUCUGCUGCGACACUCUUGCCCCUGCUGAGAGACUUCGGUUUACAUUGUGACCUAACAAAAGGGGACGUCAUCUUAGCUAUGCAACCAGUGGGUUGGAAUCUGUGGAACCUAUACGUCGGCAACUUGGCCCUUGGCGCUACUUUACUUCUUUAUGAUGGAUUGCCAUGUUUCUUGUCCAAGCAUGGAUUCUGGGACAUCAUGGAACACUAUAAAGUCGCUUUUACUUUCCUGGUCACCAGCAUCGUCGACAUGUUCGAGAAAGAAGAGAUGGUUCCAAGACCAGGUUGUAAUUUGGACCAUUUGAAGAUUAUCGCGAUUGGAGCGAGUCCCGUCAAACUCCAGAAUGUUGAUUUCAUUCUGCAGAAGGUCAAGUCCAACGUCCUUGUGGGAUGUUUAUAUGGGGCAACGGAAGUGAUUGGAGUUUUCUCCGGUUUCGAUCUCAAUUCUCCAGUUUACAGCUCAGAAAUACAAUGCCCUGCAUUGGGAGUAGACUUACAAAUUUUCGAUGAUGAAGGAAACAAUGUAGUGGGUAAGACCGGAGAACUUGUUUUGGCUACACCUACACCCUCUUUCCCCGUUCAUGUCUUUAAUGACAAGGAUGGUACAAAAAUGCAAGAAACAUAUCUUUCCAAAUUUCCAGGAGUGUGGGCUCAAAACGAUGAAGCCUGGAUAGAUCCUGAUACCAAAGGAAUGAUCAUCAUCGGAAGAAGUGACAAUACCAUUAAACAACACGGAGAGAGGUUCGUUUCCGAAGAAAUCUAUUGGGCGAUCCACGACAUCGAAGAGAUUGCCGACAGCGUGUGUGUCGCCCAGAGCAACAGCAGUGGGGAUGGACGUUGCGUCCUCUUCGUCAAGAUGAGGAACGGUCACAUCUUCGACAAGAACAUACUCAAAAAGAUUGAAACCACUAUCAUGCAGGAACUCACCGUCUUCUAUGUGCCCGGAGUUAUAGUGGCUGUUAAAGACGUCCCGUACAACCUCAACGGCAAACGAAUGGAGAGUCUGGUGAAGAAAAUCAUUCACACUAAUCAAAUCCCUGAAGUCAGCAACGUCAGGAAUCCAGAAUGUUUGUCCGAGUACUGUAACAUUCCGCAACUGCAGAACUUCUGAGCACCAACAUCGACAGCCAAUCACAAUAAAUCUUACGUCACGGAACUCUCCAAUCAGCAUCUUUCAAGAUCUCAACUGAGGCAGUGAGAAGCAAAGGAAUGUAAGUGGCAAAAUUAAAAAUUUGGAGACAACCAGUACACAUGGUAGGUGAACUUCUCCUCUGUCUUGAAGCAAGAGGUGGUAAUAGUAUUCCUGGUAGGCGCUGCUAUACAGCAGCGCCCAGCGAUUUUGAAAAAAAUUUCAAUGAAACCUAGGAUGUUAUCUUUAAACGCGUUUCACUCAAAAUUUGAAAAUGUCCAUUUACAUCCCUUUGCUUCUCACUGCCUCAACUGUGCAUCUCCAUUAAUUAUUCGCAGCAAGAACAGAAAAUCCCCUCAAAUGAGGAAUUGAUGCUGAGUUCCUACACUCUUCUAAUAAAGUGAUCCCCUAAUAAAUCACACGCGUGAUUUUUUAGACAAAAAAAAUUUUGCUUAUUGCACGUUUUGUAAUGAAAUAGAGAACUGUUACGCGCAGGGCAAAAUGUCUGCUUUUUCGCGGAAUGGUAGGAAUAAAGUUCUGAGAGUGAGAUCUGUUGUGAGUUCCAUAAAUUUAUAAUAAUAAAUAAAUAUUAGAUUUUUUUUUUUUUUUUUUUUUGUAAAAAAAAUAUGUCAAAAUUUUUUUUCGAACAGCCUGAUUUUUUUGUCUCAUUAUGCCGAUUGUAAUUAUUGCCAUUUCAUGAAGAUAAAAUCGUUUUUACAUCCAUACCACCACAUGUACAUAUAAAUAUUUUUAUUACUCUUUUUAGCUUGUUACUUGUAUGUCUCCUUUGAAAGACAUUAAUUUUUACAAUCUUGUGAAAUACAUGUUUAUUCUCAUAUUUAUUAAACUGUUGAAAUGUUUCAUAUGCUGAUUGAUUUUUUCAUAUGUAGAUGUAGCAUUCAAUAAAGAAAUAAAAUGUC